AUGAUCACCGAAGGCGUUCAGCUAACCUGUCAAAGCAGCUAUCCGUACUCGGCUGGAGGAGGAGGUGGGCUGAAGUGAGCAGAAACAAGGUCUAGCAGACUGUUUGUCUUACAGUUUAUUCUAAAGCUCGGUGAAAGUUUAAAUCCCCUAAAUAUACUGCUGCAGGUCUGACUCUGCUGCACAUUAUUUAAAGAGAAGCAGUUUUACUUUGUUCCAGUAGAGCAACAACUUAACGCGUACAGUGCUGGUCUGAAGGGUUUUUUUCAUCGAGCAUACAGCAAAGAUUUGAGUUGUGGGAAAUCUUGAACACUCCUCAUAGCAUCAUGUCUGAGUUGAGCGGGAGGGUCCAGACCGUGCUGGGUUUAGUAGAUCCAGACCAGCUUGGCCGUACUAUGACCCACGAGCACCUGACCAUGAGCUUCGAGUGCUGCUUCUCGCCCCCUCCCCCAGGAGACGAGGCAGUGGCAGAGAACCCGUUUCAGAUGCAGCACAUGUUCUGGCUCAGGCAAAACCCGUACAGCUCCCCCGAGAACCUGCUCCUGAAGCAGGAGACCGCCGCUGUGCGGGACGAGCUGCUGGCCUACAGGAGAGCCGGCGGGGGAACGAUAGUGGAGAACACCACCACUGGAAUCGAACGGGACCUUCCCACCCUCCGACAGCUGGCCAAGGACACCGGGGUCCACAUCAUUGCAGGUGCAGGGUACUACGUGGACUGCACCCACUCUGAGGCCACCAAAGGAAUGAGUGUGGAGAAGCUUACAGACAUCAUCAUCAGUGAGGUCCUUCACGGCGCUGACGGCACAGACAUCCGUUGCGGUGUGAUCGGUGAGAUCGGCACCAGCUGGCCCAUCACGGAGAGCGAGACUAAGGUGCUGCGAGCCUCGGCGCACGCUCAGGCUCAGCUGGGCUGUCCUGUUAUCAUCCAUCCUGGCAGGGAUCACGCCGCUCCAGCUGAGAUCGUUCGGAUACUCCAGGAGGCCGGGGGUGACAUCAGCAAAACUGUUAUGUCUCACCUAGACAGGACGAUAUUGGAUGAAGGUGAGCUGCUGGAGUUUGCUAAGUUGGGGAGUUACCUGGAGUAUGAUCUGUUUGGAACUGAGAUGCUGAACUAUCCGUACAACCUGGACGUGGACAUGCCCAGCGACAGCCAGAGAGUGAAAGCCCUGGCGUUUCUGGUGAAGGAGGGCUAUGAGGACAAGAUCGUGAUCGCUCAUGACAUCCACACCAAGAACCGCCUGACCAAGUACGGCGGCCACGGCUACUCUCACAUCCUGAAGAACAUCGUGCCAAAGAUGCUGACGAGGGGCAUAUCGCAGCACCAGGUGGACAAGAUCCUUAUCGACAAUCCUAAAUGCUGGUUGACCUUCAAAUAAUUAAAAAAAUAGAGGCGCGAGGAGGGCGAAUUCACCCGGCUAUUAUUCGUCUUCUGAUGACGACUCGUAAUGAAUACUGAUCACGAUCCGGAGUCAUGCAUUAAUGUGUUCUUGGGCUCAUAUAGCAACGGGCUUGCCACCGUUGUAUGUCAAUUUUUCUUUAAUUUCACCAUUUUCAGCAAAACAAAACGUCCAUUAUAUUUCAAAGGAAAAUAAUUACAGGCUUUUGGAUUUUUGUAGAGGCUCUUUUAGUGCAAAACAUGUUCUCUUUGUUUAAAUAUUUGUGAUUAUACAUGAUUCACUUUGUAAGCAAAUUAAUAAAGGAGGCCUUGCAGGGUCACGGUGCCUGUUAUGGCACGAGAAAAUCUUUUGCUCGUCAGUAGAAGUGUGAUUGCAAUCCAAGAUAAAUAUUUCCAGGUGCUCACAAACACGGUGCUAAUUGAUUUUUUUCAAUUUUUUUUAUUGUUAUUUGUAAUUUCAAUGUCAUAGCUGCUCUCUUUGUAUUCGUAGGCGACACUUAUGCAAACACGUUAUAUGGAAGGGAAAUAAUGAGCGCAUUACUAAUCAGUAUGCUGCUCUGCUCUUGACACAAUGUGGCUGUGUUAGAUGAGUUGUCCUGUUGCCCCUCGGUGGGUGUCUGCGUGUCUAUGGGAGGCUGACUGGCUGGCAGGCCCGGAUGAAGGACAUGUUCUCCUCUCAUCUGGGAACAGGUGGCCUCGCAGGGUGACUUCGCCACAUGAUCAAUGGCGCGAUCGCCACAGCUGACUGUGCGGCGUGAACAACCAUCUAACUUUGAUUAAUCUUCUGAGGAGGAUUACAAAGUGAGCGUGAGGAUUUAAUACCGCACUACAUUUUACAUCUGAAUUGACAGUGGACUCUGGAGGAGUUUAAUAAUCAGCAAGCAGAUUGAUGAGCGUUAUAUAACAUUUCUGUCAGCGGUGGCUGUCCAGUUUUGUGACUAACCACCAGACCACCAUGUUGUCUCAACCAGAUGCCAUGUUGACACACGCAAGAAAAACGAGUUACACUGAUGAAUUCGUGCAUCAGUACGAAUGGCCCUUUACAGUUUUUUCUUGUCAAGUCUCUUAAUGUUGCACAGUGUUAAAACGUCAUUUUGAUUAAACAUGCAUAACUACAGCUUUUCAACAUUUUCAUCCAAAUUUCACCCACUGUGACUCUUUUUUUGCCUUUAAAUAAAGCACACAAAUGGUUUAACA
Molecule: messenger RNA, 2590 nt
Organism: Pundamilia nyererei
Lineage: Eukaryota; Metazoa; Chordata; Actinopteri; Cichliformes; Cichlidae
Gene: pter
Product: phosphotriesterase related
Exons: 5
Coding region: 324-1373 (349 amino acids)
Biological process (GO): catabolic process
Molecular function (GO): zinc ion binding
Source: RefSeq, a predicted model, not a curated record